GACUGUUAGGAGACUCUUCUGUGACCGGCUGCGACCCACUGCUUGUUCAGGCCGUAGUCACUGCAUCCGAAAACUUCCUUCCUCCUUCAUUCUCCUUCUCUUCUUCCUCUUCUAUAUCCAUCGGGACCAGCACCAUGGACAGCUCCGGGCUGCUCCGGGGGCUGCUCUUCCUCGGCCUGCUCUCCGUCCUGUGUCACGGCCAGGCGUCCCAGGAAGUGUCUGCUGAGGACUUUACUGUGGACAAACCCGAACCAGCCGCAGACAGAGACCUGAUUGAUGCAUUGGAGACUCUGCUGGGCAGGAUGCAUAAUCGGAUUUCCUACGAGAAAAGAGGAAGUAUCCCCCUGUGUGGAAUGGGUGACCGCUGUGCCAUGAAGUAUGGGCCGCGCAUCGGGAAGCUCUGUGACUGUGGAAGAGGAGCCAACUGCAACUCUUACUUACUCAAGUGCAUCUGACUUUUCACUUUUCAUUUGACACUCAACCUUAUUUUAGCAGGACCAAAAAAAACCCCAAAAACCAACUGUCAUCUUACGGCGGAGUCUUGAGUCAUGAUUCAAAGAUCUCAUUAAUGUCUAGCCGAUGCUUUAGAAGGUUAUAGGAUAUGCAUGGAGUUUUGUAUCCCUGAAUGCCUCUGUGUCUUUCUUCAGCAUGUAAAGUCUAAUAUUAAAUAAACAGAUUUGUUCACACAUUGA
Molecule: messenger RNA, 692 nt
Organism: Cynoglossus semilaevis (tongue sole)
Lineage: Eukaryota; Metazoa; Chordata; Actinopteri; Pleuronectiformes; Cynoglossidae
Gene: cartl
Product: cocaine- and amphetamine-regulated transcript-like
Exons: 3
Coding region: 135-455 (106 amino acids)
Biological process (GO): negative regulation of appetite; cellular response to starvation; positive regulation of MAPK cascade
Molecular function (GO): neuropeptide hormone activity
Source: RefSeq, a predicted model, not a curated record